AUGUUUACGCUCAACGGAUCUUACAAAUGGGUGGAUGAGUUGCUGCAACUCGUGUCGGAUUACAACGCGCGCAAGCAUCGAACGAUCGGUAUGCGACCUGUCGAUGCUACCCCCGCAAUCGCCGAAAAACUCUUAGCUACGGUAUACAGCGCGAUAAAGAUAGCGGAUCCAGCAAAGUUCAAAAUAGGUUAUACACCGAAUUGGACUCCCGAGGUGUUUAAGAUCGUUAAAGUGCAGUAUACUAAUCCCGUAACCCAUCUACUCGAAGACUAUCGCGGAAAAUCCAUCGCUGGAGCGUUCUGCGAGUACGAGUUGCGUCGCGCGAAUUAUCUGGAUGUGUACCUUGUGGAGAAAGUACUGCGCAGGAAGGGUGACGAGGUUUACAUGAAAUGGCUAGGAUUCGAUAGCUCGCACAAUUCUUGGAUACACAAAGACAAUGUCGUUUAA
Molecule: messenger RNA, 447 nt
Organism: Cataglyphis hispanica
Lineage: Eukaryota; Metazoa; Arthropoda; Insecta; Hymenoptera; Formicidae
Exons: 2
Coding region: 1-447 (148 amino acids)
Source: RefSeq, a predicted model, not a curated record